AUGAAUUUGCUCAUUGGCAAUGAAAACGAUAUAAACAAGGCAGAUAAUACACUAUCAACUGCGUUGAUGUUGGCCUCACAGAAUGGGCACACAGGGGUUACUGAACUGCUACUGGAACGUGGAGCUGAUGCCAACGCCCAGAGUGAGGAUAACAAUGCAUUGCGGGCUGCCUCAUUCAAAGGACAUAACAAGAUUGUACGGAUGCUAUUGCAACACGGAGCUGACGCCAAUGUUAAGGGUGGAUGGUAUGGAAAUGCAUUGCAUGCUGCAUCAUCCCGAGGAUAUGACAAGAUUGUACAGAUGCUACUGGAAUGUGGAGCUGAUGUCAAUGUCCAGUGUGGAGAGUAUGGCAAUGCAUUGCAGGCUGCCUCAUCCGAAGGAUAUGACAAGAUUGUGCAGAUGCUAUUGGAACACGGCACUGACAUUAAUGCCCAGGGUGGAAAGUAUGGCAAUGCAUUGCAGGCUGCUUCAUCAGGAGGAUAUGACAAGAUUGUGCAGAUGCUACUGGAACGUGGAGCUGAAGUUAAUGCCCAGGGCGGAGAGAUGUGA
Messenger RNA from Aspergillus udagawae, 549 nucleotides. Its product is annotated as ankyrin repeat domain-containing protein. Gene Ontology annotation, cellular component: cytoplasm; nucleus. The coding region runs from base 1 to 549 and encodes 182 amino acids. Gene Ontology annotation, molecular function: protein binding. The transcript has 3 exons. NCBI's taxonomy places the organism in Eukaryota, Fungi, Ascomycota, Eurotiomycetes, Eurotiales, Aspergillaceae. The record is from RefSeq and is a predicted model, not a curated record.